This is a messenger RNA of Xyrauchen texanus (razorback sucker), 1239 nucleotides long. RefSeq names its product ATP synthase F(0) complex subunit C3, mitochondrial-like. The transcript is spliced from 4 exons. Gene Ontology annotation, biological process: proton motive force-driven ATP synthesis; proton transmembrane transport. Lineage: Eukaryota; Metazoa; Chordata; Actinopteri; Cypriniformes; Catostomidae. The coding region runs from base 232 to 651 and encodes 139 amino acids. The record is from RefSeq and is a predicted model, not a curated record. Gene Ontology annotation, molecular function: proton transmembrane transporter activity.
UGUAGUGCGCAUGUGCAUUAUCUCCGGCGGUUCGACCUCUGUUUUCGGUGAGUGAAACAGCGUUGACAGAUUUCACCCUGAACACACCAAUCUACAUUCAUCCGCUGUUUUUAACUACACACCGCGGCGGUUUGAAUGAGAGUGUUGUUGUUAAGAGUUAUUGUCCUCUUCAAGUGAGCCGUAUUUUUGAAGUUCAAGUCCCGGGCCGAUCAAAAGCACCUAAAGCUCAAAAUGUUCACCUGCGCAAAGUUCGUCUCCACACCCGCCCUGGUGCGUGCAAGCUCUCGUGCCCUGUACAGACCAGUUUCUGCUGCUGUCCUGUCCAGACCUGAGGUCAAACCAGAGGUCGGUGCUGCUGUCCUGUUCCAGUCGCCCUUCACUCAGGUGGCCCUCAGAAGCUUCCAGACCAGCGCCGUGAGCUGCGACAUUGACACCGCUGCUAAGUUCAUCGGAGCUGGAGCUGCCACCGUGGGAGUGGCUGGAUCCGGUGCUGGAAUCGGAACAGUGUUCGGGAGCCUUAUCAUCGGUUAUGCCAGGAACCCAUCUCUAAAGCAGCAGCUCUUCUCUUAUGCCAUCCUGGGUUUUGCUCUGUCUGAAGCUAUGGGGCUCUUCUGUUUGAUGGUUGCUUUCUUGAUCCUGUUCGCCAUGUAAAAAAACAUUUGUGUACACGCAUUUGGUACAGUUGUGACUACAUAUUUUUGCUGUUGUUACCAAAAUGUCUGCUGGUUGAUAUUUUUAAUUUUUUUUUAAAUGUUAAGUCCACUCAGUAAAAAGAAGAAAUCAUGUAACAAAGAAUUGUUUAACUAUUUAAACCUUGAAUCACGUUCAUGCCCAUUGAAUGAGAAAGGCAACAGCUCCAAUAGUGCUAUUGGAACAUCGACCUGAAAUUCGAAACUAUAGAACUUGAUUGCACUUUCUGUACAUCAGAAUUGGAGAAUUCAAUGUGCAGACUGUAAGGGUCCACUCGGAUAGCAUGACUGUAAAUAUAUACCAGUUGGUUGAAAGCCAGUUCAAAAACCUUAAUUGCUUUUGUAAAUUGCAUUAAAUUUAGAUCAGUUACACAGACUUUGUGGUGCAUUUUAUUUUUCUUCACACACAGCUACAUUCACCAGUCAUGUGUAGUGGUGUACCAGCAUGCAAAGUUAUUGAACUUCUGUAAAAGCUGCCACAGAUGCGUCUAUGCUUGGCCUGCCCUGAUGGCAAUAAAACGGGUGAUUUAUGAAAGGAUGGCUUUUAAUU